CCCCUCUCUCUCUCUCUCACUCACUCUGUCUCUCUGUCUCUCUGUCUCUCUCUCACUCUCUCAAACUUUCACCAGUCAUAUCCUCUCUCUCUCUCUCUCUCUCUCUCUCUCUCUCUCUCUUUCGCAAAAGCAGGCAAAGCCAUCAACAAUGGACUGUCUCCCAAAAUGCGAAGCCAACUUUGUGUCGCUCACCCCGCUCACUUUCCUGAAGAGGGCGGCCUCCGUCUACGCCGAUCGCACGUCGGUGGUGUACGAGUCGGCUCGCUUCACCUGGGCCCAGACCUACGAGCGGUGCCUCCGCUUCGCCUCCUGCCUCCGAUCUUUCAAUGUCGACAAGAACGACGUGGUGUCUGUCCUGGCGCCCAACGUACCGGCCAUGUACGAGGCCCACUUCGCCGUUCCGAUGGCCGGCGCCGUCCUCAACGCCAUCAACACCCGCCUCAACGCUGCCAACAUCGCCACCAUCCUCAGCCACUCCGGCGCCAAGGUCUUCCUCGUCGACUGCGAGCUCGUGCCCCUUGCCCGCGAGGCCCUCGCAAUCCUCGCCGCCAAAUCUGGGUCCCACGCCGCCCCCAGGGUCAUCCUCAUCGACGAUAUCAACUCGCCAACUGGGGCCCGGCUGGGCGAGGUGGAGUAUGAGGAGCUCAUCCGGCGGGGCGACCCGGCCUACGCCCCUGAGGAGGUCCGAGACGAGUGGGACCCAAUCACGCUGAGCUACACCUCCGGUACGACGUCGGAGCCCAAGGGGGUGGUGUACAGCCACCGUGGCGCAUACCUGAGCACCCUCAGCCUGAUCCUCGGGUGGGAGAUGCGGAGCGCGCCGGUGUAUCUCUGGUCGCUGCCGAUGUUCCACUGCAAUGGGUGGACCUUCACGUGGGGCAUCGCUGCCCGUGGAGGCACCAAUGUGUGCCUCCGGAACCCCACCGCCGCCGACAUGUACCGGAACAUCGCCGCGCAUGGCGUCACCCACAUGUGCUGCGCCCCCAUCAUCUUCAACAUCCUCCUCGAGGCCAAGCCCCAUGAGCGCCGUGAGAACGCCACCCCCGUGGAGGUCCUCACCGGCGGUGCCCCCCCGCCGGCGGCGCUGCUCCAGAAGAUCGAGUCGCUCGGGUUCCAUGUCACUCACGCGUAUGGGCUCACGGAGGCCACCGGACCGGCCCUCGUCUGCGAGUGGCAGACCAGGUGGGACCGCCUGCCUGCGGCAGAGCAGGCGCAGCUCAAGGCCCGUCAGGGGAUCAGCAUACUGACGCUUGCCGACGUAGAUGUCAAGCACUCGCAGACGAUGAGGAGUGUCCCACGCGAUGGGAAGACCAUGGGGGAGAUCGUCCUCCGCGGCAGCAGCAUCAUGAAGGGAUACUACAAGGACCCAGUGGAAACAUCCAAGGCCUUCCGGAACGGGUGGUUUUUCACCGGAGACGUCGGCGUCAUCCACCCGGACGGUUACAUGGAGAUCAAGGACCGGUCGAAGGACGUGAUAAUCUCCGGCGGCGAAAACAUUAGCAGCGUGGAGGUCGAGAACGUGCUGUACCGGCACCCCCGGGUCCGGGAGGCAGCGGUGGUGGCGAUGCCACACCCACGGUGGGGGGAGAGCCCCUGCGCCUUCGUCGCCGUCAAGAAGAACUCCGCCGGAAAAACGGACGACGUGAAGGAGGCGGAGAUCAUAUCGUAUUGCCGGAAGAACCUUCCUCACUUCAUGGUGCCGAAGAAGGUGGAGUUCAUGGCGGAGCUGCCCAAGAUCCCCACCGGAAAAAUACUCAAGGCUCAGCUGAGGGCGGUGGCGAAGAAGUUCGUGGUGUCGGAGAGCAACAACUGCCCGUCGUCGUCCGACAAAAAGACUACGUCCAAGGAAGUCGCGACGGAUCUAUCGCGAUACAGUUCUGGGGUGCAAGAGCAGCAGGUCCUUGCCUUGUCUCGCCUUUGAAGAGAGAUCUGAGUGAGACGUCGUCGGAUGGCCCCUGCGAGGACGUUGAGUUGAGAUUCGAAUAAACCAAUGUACAAACAAAGCGAGAGAAGGCAGGAAGCGGUCGACAGCUUAGUUUUCUAUUUUUCCCCCCUUUUCUUGGGCUUUUCCGUAAUAGUAAUUUGAGUGAGACAAGCGGGGGGGACUUCCUCACGUUUUCGUACAAUUUGUAGGUAUCCAGUAACCAUGGAAGCUUUUCUCAAUCGACAUCGUAAGAAAAACGUCGUUAAAAUAUCUGAUCAUAUUAUUUAUUUGAUUCUGAAUUGUUUUC
Molecule: messenger RNA, 2231 nt
Organism: Eucalyptus grandis
Lineage: Eukaryota; Viridiplantae; Streptophyta; Magnoliopsida; Myrtales; Myrtaceae
Product: trans-cinnamate:CoA ligase, peroxisomal
Exons: 2
Coding region: 149-1921 (590 amino acids)
Source: RefSeq, a predicted model, not a curated record